Messenger RNA from Leptosia nina, 1587 nucleotides. The record is from the annotation of a GenBank genome assembly. Lineage: Eukaryota; Metazoa; Arthropoda; Insecta; Lepidoptera; Pieridae.
AUGGAUUUUAUCGUUAACUUAUUAGGCGCUUUCCUUUCAUUACUGUGUGCUAUAGUUCUACUGCUCACAUGGUUCCUGCUACCCAAAUGGCGUUCUUUACAAAACUUCAUGAGCAUCCAGCAAAUCGUUAUGGGUACGCUACACAUCAUCGCCAUCAAUAUAGACGACGUAUUCUUCAUUUCAUAUGGCGACGACAACAACGAGUUCAUGAUCAAUAUAAAAUCGCUCCUGUUCCUGGCAACAAUGUGCUGGUCGUUAUGCGCUUCCUUAUUCGCUUACCUGAAGUUGGUGCUGCUAUAUUCCGGGAAAAUAAGCUUCGAGAAGAGAACGGCGUUCGCUUUAGCUAAUGGGACUCUGGUUAUCGUGAGGAUGAUAACGGAAGGCUUGAUACCAAUAUUAUUUCCAUUUUCAACAAUAUUCGGGAAGUUGUUGUUACGUAUACUGCCCAUAUAUGUGAUGGGGACGUUAAAUCUGUACCUAAUUAUUAAAGUCACUAAAUCCGUUCUACGAUCUAGUGUAAAUUCUGCGAGUCGCGUGAAGGGGAGAAGAGUCGCGUCUUUAGUGGGUGUGGCCAUCAUUUGUGAUAUGGCAGUGGUACUCUACUUACUAACUGUCAUGUUACAAGCGGUAGAUGUGAUCGAAAGGAUUAUGAACGCCAUUCUAAUGCUGAGGAUGGUUCCGCAAACGAUUGUUGUACUAUUCAACACAAGCUCUAAGGAACACUGGAGAAGGUAUUUCAGGAAGAGGAAAAUGACGAGUCAAAGAAAAAAAGUAAGUAUUCGCCAAUUGGAACUCUUAAUAGAAUUUUUAGAAAAACACACAGAUUUAGCCCGAGGCCGUUUGAAAUCAAAGGAAGGACACGCGGUUUCAAAUCGGCUUUGGGCAGAAUGUGCCGAAAAUUUAAAUGCGGAGAUAGAUGGAGAUGAACGCUCUCCUAAACAAUGGACCAAGUGGUAUACAGACUACAAAUGUAGGCUAAUAAAUAGAUUUAGAAAAUUAAAAACUUAUCAAACUGGGACUGGUGGAGGACCAGCCACAGUAGACCAACUAUCUCCCUUAGAGGACCGCUUGGUUUCUCUUUUGGAGGCUAGAAGGGAAGCUGUUGGCCUUGACGGUACUCCCCAGUCUGAAGUACAGAUAAACCCAGUACCACUUGAAUGUCAACGCUCUUUGGAACUCUCCCAAGUGACAACAGACCAAUUGCAUGAUGACCAUCAUAUAUCAAACAUGGUUAUCUGUGAAGAGCAAGUUAAUAAUGAAGGAAGUCAAGAGGAACCAAACCAAGCGCCAAGUCUUCCUAGGUCUCGCCGUAAGCGUACUCGGCACAAUAGAGAUACUAUUCCUUCUGAAUUAGAGAGCAGUAGGAAUUCCUUGGAAAAAAUUGAGGAAUCGAGAAUAGAAGUGGAGAGAAUGGUGGCAUCAGCCUAUAAUAAAAUGGCUGAUGCCGUUAAAUUAAUGGCUGAAGCAACAGCAAAAUCGGCCGAAGCGAACUCUAGAAUCGCAGAUUCUAUAGAAAAAUUAACAACACGUAUUUAUAGAAAAAGGAUGAGGGUUGAUGAUGAUUCAAGUGAUGAUGAAGAUUUAUAA